AUGAUGAAGCUUAAGUUCUCUUACUUUUCUGGAUACUGUGGAUACUUUCUGUUUCUGCAAGUGAUGAUGUCUUCAGAGAAACCGAUGGUAACUACUCCCACAAGACAUGUGCUAGCUAGAGUAGGAGGCCAGGCUGAGCUCAGCUGCCAGGUGUCCCCACCACACAGUGUGGAGUACAUGGAGGUGCGCUGGUUCAGGAGUGGCCGUUCUCAACCUGUUUACCUGAACAGAGGUGGCCAUGGAGUGAAUGGAGAAGCUGCACCCGAAUAUGUGAAUCGCAUAGAGUUUGUGAAAGAAGCCAUUGGGAAGGGCAGAGUGGCCCUCAGAAUUCACAAUAUCAGCGUUUCUGAUGAUGGGCUUUACCAAUGUUCAUUUAGUGAUGAUAGUGGCUUCAGUGACGUGGCCAGCAUGAACCUCAGUGUAACUGCAGUUGGAUUGGAGACACAGAUCCAUGUUCAGGCUCCUGAUGCUCAUGGAGUCAUGGUGGAGUGUAACUCAGGAGGGUGGUUCCCACAGCCCCAAAUGGAGUGGAGAGACAGCAGGGGGAAAGCACUUCCACCAUCAUCAAAAUCAUAUUCACAGGAUGAAGCCAGAUUUUUCCACAUGAAGAUGACUCUUCUCACAAACCGGUCACAGGGCAGUAUCAUAUGCUGUAUUUUCAACCCUGUAACAGGUGAAGAGAAGCAAACAAGUAUCAUCCUAGCAAAUGACCUCUUUAAUCAAGACGGCAUUUGGAUGAAUUUUUUAGUUUCCAUUGCAUGUACAAUGCUCUUUUUAUUUGUGAUGUACUUCUGCUUUUACAAAAGUUCAGAGCAUGAAUUUGGAUGGCUACAUAGAUGUCUCUCUGUGUUGAACUCAUGGCCUAUUCAAAUACUGAGUUUCUUAGCCUGUGCUAUAGUACUCUUUGCUGUGUAUCUACCAUUCCGGAUCAGAGUCUCUCUUUCAGAUCCUCAGUUUCCCUUAUACAACUCCUGGAUAAAUGAAUUGAUAUCUGUGAUAAUUUUCCUGCUGAUAUUUUUCGUCUUACCAAUCAUUGUUUUAAUAUUGAUACAACUUGCACAUUUCCACCACAUCCCCACGGAGAGGAACAAGAAGAAUAUCUUGGACAGCAAAACUGUUCAUGAGGCCUCAACCCUACACAAAGAACUGUAGGGAACAAAGAAAAGCUGGGAACAGGAGAAGUGA
Molecule: messenger RNA, 1185 nt
Organism: Peromyscus eremicus (cactus mouse)
Lineage: Eukaryota; Metazoa; Chordata; Mammalia; Rodentia; Cricetidae
Product: selection and upkeep of intraepithelial T-cells protein 8-like
Biological process (GO): T cell receptor signaling pathway; regulation of cytokine production
Cellular component (GO): external side of plasma membrane
Molecular function (GO): signaling receptor binding
Source: RefSeq, a predicted model, not a curated record